Castor canadensis (American beaver) is the source of this 1048-nucleotide messenger RNA. The record is from RefSeq and is a predicted model, not a curated record. Lineage: Eukaryota; Metazoa; Chordata; Mammalia; Rodentia; Castoridae.
AGUGAGAUCACCAGGACUCAUCUGCCACUUGGAAUCUUUGCUGCUACCUGAAAGGUGGCUCUCUCUGCUGAUGACAGAUGGCAGAUUUCCCAGUAUCCCUGGAAUUUUUGAAGCCAGGACUUCUUCCCAGCAGUCUCUUCUUCCUCACCCACCUUCUCCUCUUCCUUCAGCCUGAGGAAGCCAUCUCAGAGGAGGUAAAAGUAAUAGGCCCUGGGGAGUCCACUUUGGCCCUCGUCGGAGAAGAAGUGGAGUUCCCGUGCCACCUAUCACCAUACCAGGAUGCUGAAAACAUGGAGAUCCGCUGGUUCCGCAGCCAUGCCUCGGACGUGGUGCAUCUCUACCAGGAGCGGCAGGAGCUCUUCGCCCAGCAGGUGGCGCGGUUCCAGAACAGGACCAAACUCAUCACGGACGAGAUAGCAGAUGGCAGCGUGAGCUUGCACCUCCGCCGCGUGGUUCCCUCCGACGAGGGCCCCUACGGGUGCCGCUUUCUGUCUGGCGACUUCUCGGGUGAAGCCAUCUGGGAGCUGGAGGUAGCAGGAUUUGGCUCAGACCCUUACAUCUCCCUUGAGGGCUUCAAGGAAGGAGGCAUUCAGCUGAGAUGCAGCUCUAGUGGCUGGUACCCCAAGCCUACCGUCCAGUGGAGAGACCACCAGGGUCAGUGCCUGCCUCCAGAAUCUGAAGCAAUCAUCCAGAAUGCCCAAGGCCUGUUCAGUCUUGAAACAUCUGUGGUUGUCCGAAAGGGAGCCCAUAGCAAUGUGUCCUGUUCCAUCCAGAACUCCUUGCUGGUCCAGAAGAAAGAGUUUGUGGUGCAGAUAGCAGACAUAUUUUUACCGGGACCUUCCCCCUGGAAGAAACCUUUCCUUGGGACCCUGGUGGCACUGCCACUCCUCCUGGCCCUCCUUUCAUCGCUGGCACUGUACUACAUUCGCAAGCAGCGGCAGUCCCAAGCAAAGCUAAAGAAGCAGGCAGAGAAGGACCAAGGAAAACUGACUGCACAGCUUGAGAAGCUUCAGACAGAGCUUGACUGGAGAAGGAGUGAAGGCCAGGC